Messenger RNA from Populus trichocarpa (black cottonwood), 3410 nucleotides. RefSeq lists its product as uncharacterized. The record is from RefSeq and is a predicted model, not a curated record. NCBI's taxonomy places the organism in Eukaryota, Viridiplantae, Streptophyta, Magnoliopsida, Malpighiales, Salicaceae. The coding region runs from base 160 to 2916 and encodes 918 amino acids. The transcript has 9 exons. Gene Ontology annotation, biological process: nucleobase-containing compound metabolic process; establishment of sister chromatid cohesion. Gene Ontology annotation, cellular component: nucleus. Gene Ontology annotation, molecular function: DNA helicase activity; ATP binding; DNA binding.
CCAGAACAAUGUCAAAGCAGCAGCCAAACAGACCCUGAAAAGAAAACCCUUUCACUGUCCCUCUGGUAAUGGCGGGAAAAUCUAGCGCCGAGGGAGCAUAAAACAAAUAAAGGCAACACUUUCAUUUUCGUUCAAUCUACUAAGAAAGAGAAGAGAGAGAUGGAAUUUAGAGGAUUUCCUUACAAGCCUUACUCCAUCCAGAUUGAUUUCAUGAAAGCUCUUUAUCACUCCUUGAAUCAAGGCGGCGUCUCCAUCCUCGAGAGCCCCACCGGGACCGGCAAGACUCUGAGUAUAAUAUGCAGUGCUUUGCAAUGGGUGUAUGAUAGGAGGCAACAAGACAAGUCCAAAGUACAAGUUCAAUCUCCUCAUCAUUCAACAGAUGAUGCGCAUAUUGGCUCUGAUGAUGAACCUGACUGGCUCAGAAACUUUGUCCCCAACAAAGACAAUCUUACGCAGGAGAAGAAAAUCAACAAGAAAUUCGGUUUUGGAGGAUGUGAUAGGAGGAGAAAUCGCAAGGAAAGUUGCAAAGACCUGUUUUCACGUGAUUUGGAGGAGGAGGAUUGUAAUAAGAGGGGUGAGAAUAAGUGUUCGCGGAAGAAAAAUGAUGGAGUGGAAUUGAGUGAUGAUGAGUUUUUGUUAGAUGAGUAUGAAAGUGAAGAGGAAGGAGCUCUUGGAGGUGGGAAAUCAAAGAGGAAGGCUGGUGGGGUUUCUAUUAGUUCAUCUAGUGAUGAGGAAGGAGAAAAGGAUGGCCCUGAUGGUGAGGAGGAAGAGGAGGAGAAGGCGUUCAAGAUUUACUUUUGUAGUCGGACGCAUUCACAACUCUCACAGUUUAUCAAAGAGUUAAGGAAAACUCUUUUUUCCAAUGAAAUAAAUGUUGUGUGUUUGGGCUCCAGGAAGAAUUUCUGCAUUAACGAAGAGGUUUUGAAACUUGGGAGCUCUGUGCGUGUUAAUGAAAGGUGCUUGGAGCUUCAGAAGAACAAGAAAAAUGAAGUCUCCAAAAUCAAGAAUUUCAGCGCUGAGGGAAGAAUACGUCGAACCAAGGCUUCUUCUGGCUGUCCAAUGCUUAGAAAACAUAAACUACAGAAGGAAUUUAGGAAUGAGACAUCUCAACAUGGAGCAUUGGAUAUUGAAGAUCUUGUUCGCAUUGGAAGAAGUAUUGGAACUUGUCCAUAUUAUGGCUCCCGAAGCAUGGUCCCAGCAGCUGAUCUUGUUGUUCUCCCCUAUCAGUCUCUUCUAUCAAAAUCAUCUCGUGAAUCGCUUGGCCUCAAUUUAAAGAAUAGUAUCAUAGUAAUAGAUGAGGCUCACAAUCUAGCUGACUCCCUCAUCAGCAUGUAUGAUGCGAAAAUAACUUCAUCACAGUUGGAGAGUGUGCACUCCCACAUAGAGAAGUACUUCACAAGAUUUCGCAAUCUCUUGGGACCUGGCAAUCGAAGAUAUAUUCAAACUUUGAUGGUCCUCACUCGAGCUUUCCUGCAAACUCUAGAUAACAAGAAGGAUUUGAGUAAUGUAAAUAAUUACCAAGCUGAAGAAAUAGCUGCUGACAUGAAAGCUGUCUGUGACACUUCUAUAGCCAUUAAUGAUUUUCUAUUUUCUCUCAAUAUAGACAACAUUAAUUUGGUUAAAUUGCUACAGUAUAUAAAGGAAAGCAAUUUGGUGCACAAGGUCAGUGGGUAUGGUGAAAAGGUAGCUAGCUUGCAGGAAGGUUUGGCUCUCAAUCGUAAUGGAGAAUUUGGUGAGGAAGGAAGCACUCUUUCCAGUUUCCGGGCAUUAGUGGACAUGUUGAUGUCACUGACAAAUAAUGAUGGUGAUGGACGGAUGAUAAUCUCAAAAAUGAGAUCAACAUGCUCUGGGCUACAAGGAGGUUUCUUAAAAUAUGUUAUGCUCACAGGGGAAAAGAUUUUCUCCGAGAUUGUGGAUGAAGCACAUGCUGUCAUAUUGGCAGGUGGGACCCUGCAACCCAUAGAAGAGACAAGGGAGCGGCUGUUCCCAUGGUUACCGCCAAAUCAGCUGCAUUUCUUUUCAUGUAGUCAUAUUGUCCCUCCUGAGAGUAUUUUACCAAUUGCAGUUUCACGUGGCCCUUCUGGUCAAUCUUUUGAUUUUAGCUACAGCUCGAGAAGCUCAUUGGUUAUGAUAGAGGAGUUAGGGCUCUUGCUUUGCAAUUUGGUGGCAUUUGUUCCUGAAGGGAUUGUUGUGUUCUUCUCCUCAUUUGAAUAUGAAGGACAGGUCUAUGAUUCAUGGAAGAAGUCGGGCAUUCUUGAAAGGAUUAUGAGGAAAAAGCGUAUAUUCAGAGAGCCGAGAAGUAACUCUGACGUGGAACUCAUCCUCAAGGAAUACAAGGAAACAAUCGAUGGAUUGUCUAGUGGCACAAAAGAAGAUGGAGUACGUCAUAAUGGUGCAGUACUCCUAGCUGUAGUUGGUGGAAAGAUAUCAGAAGGCAUAAACUUCAGUGAUGGGAUGGGCCGAUGCAUAGUAAUGGUUGGGCUGCCCUACCCAAGUCCAUCUGACAUGGAGUUGAUGGAGAGGGUGAAGUAUAUUGAAAGUUUGGGAGAGCCAAACUGUGGUAAGCGUCCCGAAAUUUCUGUUGGUGAGCACUAUUACAAUGGGGAUGUUCAGACAGCUUUCAGUAUCCUAAGAAGUUGCAGGCGCAGAGGAAAAGAAUAUUAUGAAAAUCUCUGCAUGAAAGCUGUAAAUCAAUCAAUUGGAAGAGCAAUACGGCACAUAAAUGACUAUGCAGCAAUAUUGUUGGUUGACAUGCGAUACGCAUCAGACUCCUCGAAAACAAGCUUCUCUCAUCCAACAAACAAGCUUCCUCUGUGGAUAAAAGAUCGUCUUGUUUCUGCAACCAACAAUUAUGGUGAAGUUCAUAGGCUACUGCAUCAAUUCUUCAAAUACAAUAAGAAGAGAGAGUGUCAAUAGAAUGUGCUGGAGAAAGAUCUACCAGCAUUGAAGAAGCAAUAGUGGAAAGGAAAUUUUGCAAGGUUGGUGUUGCCAAAGCAAGAUCCUGGGAGAGUUGAGUAUGAAACAGGUGCUGAUCUAGGGUCAGUUUUGCAUAAUGAAUCCCCGGCCAAGAAAACUUCUUCGAAGAAGGAUAUUGUACGAGGAUAAUUAGAGAAGUAGCAUAUUCACCUUUAUUGAAUACCAUUUGAAGCUGAUUAGGCGCGGCACAAUAAACUGGAGAUAACGCUGGCAUGAUAAUGACAAUCGUGUUCAGGUUUCAGUGACUUGGAUCCAUGAUUAAACCAUAAGAUUCUGAAGAAUGAACUAAUGCACACAAGUUUGGGUUCUGUCAAGGAACAUGUCUUUGUUGUGUUAUGUAGAGUGGACUUCUAGUUCUAUAAUUUUAUCCGGUUAUGUGAAUAUCAUGAAACAUAUAGAGUAAUCUAAAGAAGUUACAAAUUCUUUUUCGGACA